Messenger RNA from Hordeum vulgare subsp. vulgare (domesticated barley), 1748 nucleotides. RefSeq lists its product as uncharacterized. NCBI's taxonomy places the organism in Eukaryota, Viridiplantae, Streptophyta, Magnoliopsida, Poales, Poaceae. The record is from RefSeq and is a predicted model, not a curated record. The transcript is spliced from 5 exons. Bases 236 to 1438 code for a protein of 400 amino acids.
CGAUCCCCCGCCAUUCCCUUCCCCCCACAUCGACGAGAACCCUAGCCCCCGAGCUCCUCCGCCCCCCAUCCGCAGCUUCCCUUCCUCCGCCUCCUCCCCCGCCAGCGGACUCGUCGCGAUCAUCUCUCCUCCCAGAGGCGACGGCGCGCGCGCGGAGAGGACAAGAUUUCAGGGGGUAGUCCCAGCACUCUUGGGUGCAGUUGUAGCUGCAAAAGGUUGAAGCAAGCCAGUAGAGAUGACAUCAGAAGGGAAUAAAGCUGCUGCGCCUAAUGAACCGCUGCCCAUUGAGCCACCCGCAAGCUCUGGCACAAAGCGUAAGCGUGGUCGCCCAAGGAAGUACGAGUAUUCUACAUAUGAACAACCUCACAUGGCACAGCCCGUUCAGAGCAUUCCACCUCUUCGCAGCGCAUUGUAUAACCCAAAUAUCCGACAUGAUGGGGUGCACAUUAACCACCCGUUAGGUGGUACUCUUGACACUAAAAUGCAUACAGUUCAUGUGCUGCCUGCACAGCAGACUCAGGGUUAUAGGCCCAGCCGACCUGUAGAUUCUGGUACUACAGUCAAAUUUCGUGAAAAUCAAGCCUCCAACAGUAGCAGUGCUCAUGUGCGAGGCAAUGUAGGCAAGGAUGUUAUCGUUGGCAAGCAUUUUGUUGGAAAGAUGACCAAGCAAUGUCCUGGGUUUUCUCUUAUCACGGUGAGAGUGAAGGACAAUCAGGUGCUCAGAGGUUGGAUCCCAGAUGAAACUAACCUACGCCCAAUAACACCGAAGGAUGAUCUUGCCCCUGACCUCCCCAUGCUCCAGCCAAGUCAACUUCAGAAGAAAGCAUCUGCAAUCCACAGACAAGCUGCUCCUCCCUUACCAGUCCACUUGGAGAAUGUUACAAUUGCAAAGCCUCUUCAGAUGAGGAGGCCUGUGGAGACAUCUACUCUUAAGUUCAUCAUCCCUCCUCCCGCUCCAAGACCUUACGUUGGCUCUGGGGUUGUUGCAGCAGCACCUGUUUCGAUUAUAUCUGGGAAUGUAUCAAGGCCUUUGCCUAAGCAAGACACUGGAUCUUUGAGCCAAGAACCAUCAGCUACUGUGGUGCCAGUUAAAUCCGCUCAACCUGUAUUAGUAUCAUGCAGACACGUGGAUCAAGAUGUGCAUGUUGAAGGAAAAUCUGUCCCUGAGUUUAACAGUGAUUCUGAAUCUUCAAGUGGAAGCAAGGACUCAUCAGGCCAAUCUCCGCGUGGUUCUCCAGCUGCCAUGGGUGAGACUGAUAUAACAUCAGGCUACAAAGAACACUCAAAUGCUGCUAAUAGCAACCAACAUAUUUGUAAGGAACCAUCAGAUAACCCAGAACAGUCUGAGCAACCAAAGACAGAGCCUAACAUCCUGAAAGGAGUUGAUGACCCAAUGACAGGAGCCUCAGGUAAACCAAGACUCAUCCUAUCUGAUUAGUCUUUCUAAUCAUACCUUGGAUGACUUUUGAAUCCUCAUUUUAUGAAGAAAAAAAUAUGAUGAGUGAAAUUUGUGUAGAUCAGCUCAAAGUGGGAUAUGAAUGAUUGGACUUGUUUGCCUGUAUAUGAGAUGAAAAAUAUAAUACAAAAUAAGAAGCUUCAUUUUUUUAAAAACGUCUUGAUCAUUUUUACCUCUGUACUCCCGUGAAUAAUGCAAUGUCAAUGCCACAGUUACUACAGUGAUAUGCACAUGCCAAAAUAUUUUGUUGUCUGCCAUGUCAAGGUGUCCAUAAUUUUUUUCUUUCUUAGGA